This is a messenger RNA of Saccostrea cuccullata (small rock oyster), 3773 nucleotides long. RefSeq names its product serine-rich adhesin for platelets-like. The transcript has 12 exons. The record is from RefSeq and is a predicted model, not a curated record. Gene Ontology annotation, molecular function: protein binding. Gene Ontology annotation, cellular component: plasma membrane. Lineage: Eukaryota; Metazoa; Mollusca; Bivalvia; Ostreida; Ostreidae. Bases 398 to 3346 code for a protein of 982 amino acids.
GAUCCAUGUUCAUUUACAUUCUUCUCUGCCGGAAGAAAUUCGAAAUUUUUGGUGGAAAUAUUUUUUUUAUUUCGUUUUCUCGAAAUCUUUCUUCGCAAUUUUUAAUUUUGAUUGUGAGCGAAAAAAAUGUGAUUUUUCUAAAUAGAAAAAAAAAUCGUACUUUUUUUGUUUAGCGAAUGCGAGUUUGCAAUGUGUUUAAAAACUUCGACAUGUUUAAAAAGUGCGACAUGCAUAGAGAGAAAUUAAAAUGAGCUGAAGGAAAGAUUAAUUCUUUUGUGAUUGAAUACAACUGAGAAGAAUAUUAAUUUUAUAACACUCAUUAACAAAGUGGCGGAUCCAAGAGGAAUUCUUUUACUUUAAGGAUUUAUUGAGUGGAGGAUCUAGAAAUUGUACAGUGAUGACACAAAUUUCCUCCCUUCUCUUUGUGAUAUAUACCUACCUAUCAGUUGCCAUUGCUGUUUCAAUCUACGAAAAAUGUACGAGUCAUGAACAGUGUCCUGUCAACGCUAGAUGUCGCCCUUCAGGUUGUGAUGGUUACACGUGUCGAUGUGACGUCAAUUUUGUUUCCAAUGAUGAAAAAUCGAGUUGUUUACCAGCCCGACGAAUUGGAUACUCGUGUAACUCUACGUCCAGUAAAUGUUUGUCCCACUUCGCUCUGUGUGAGGAUAGCGCCUGUCGGUGUAACGACCUGAUGGAAGUGACCCCGGACGGUCGGUGUAAGGACCCCUUCUACAGCGUCCUGGAGGAGUCCUGUCAGACCAGUGAGUGUGCCGGGGGGACCGUCUGUCAGGGGGGCACCUGUGUGUGUCCCGAGCACCUGAGGCGACUGACCGAUGAGGAGUUCUGGAUCGAUCCAAUGAAUACUGACACAUGCAUUGAUAAAGAUUUCUCUGUCCAUUUAUGUAACGGAACACAGAUAAAUAUCCCAGAAGGCCUGAUAACUACACCAAUUCCACCAACAGCCUCGCUUGCAGUUUCCACCACAGAUCCUAGUCUAUCAGCAUCUCUAGCGAAUGCUGGAUCCAUAAUUACUGACACAAAAAUAUACGAAACGUGUACCAAGUCAAAACAAUGUCCAGAGCAUGCGCAGUGUCGUCCUCAGGGUUGUAAAGGUUACAGUUGUUUGUGUGACGAGGGAUUCAUGGCCACCCCGGACAGAACUUACUGUGUAAAAGCCUCCAAAAUCAGCGAGCCCUGUAACACCAACACUAGCUGUAUCUCGCCGUUCGCCUUCUGUGACGGCGUCUGUCGGUGUCUAGACGUCUUUGUCCCUUCCUCCGACGGACGAUGUAAACUUCCGGAUAUCAGUUUUGUGGGGGAGGAAUGUAGUACGGACGAGUGUGAGUACCCGGCUAAAUGCGUGGGCGGAUCCUGUCAGUGUGUAGGGGAGUACAGAGCGAUAACAACCGAGGAGUUCUGGAUAGACCCAACCAAUAUCUGGCAAUGUGCCAAAAACGAUACGUCAUUAGCUACUUGUAAAGGCAUGGAGGUAACGAAACCAACAGCUGUUAUAUCUGAGGAAACAAACGGCAAUACAGAAAAACACUCGGAUCCAGUAACAACAGAACAAACGACCUCAACAUCAAAGAAAAUGCCAACGUCAGAACUCGAUCAAACUACACAUCAUGACCGUACAACAACAGCCAUCAAUUAUACAAAUUCCAGAACAACACUCGUGAUGUCAACUUCAACAGUCUCAUCAACUGUGUCAACUUCAACAGCCUCAUCAACUGUGUCAACUCCAACAGCCUCAUCAACUGUGUCAACUUCAACAGCCUCAUCAACUGUGUCAGCGCUAAUGCAAGAAUCUACUUCACCGAACACGCAUUCAUCUUCAGAUGUUCCAUUUGUAACUUCACCAAAUGAUCUUACAACUAUAACUCCUGUUACUUCUUUUACUUCAACAAAGAAAUCCCUUACAACGACAGUACCAAUUAAGCCGUCUUCUAUUGUGACCGAAAAUGAUUCUAUUUCAACUUCUGUUUCAACUGUAACCAAUUUAAAAAGUGCUGAUGUUACCACCACAACUUCUUCGAAAACGACACCCACAGCUGCUUCCUUCCUGGCGGAGACAACCUCCUCUAAAUCAUUACAAAGCAAGACAUUUACAACAACCACUGAGGUAUCAACAAUGCCAUCAGAGUCAACAACAGGAAAAUCAGAGCCCUCCAAAGAAUCAACAACACGGACAAAACAAUCAAAAGAGUCAGCAUCAGUAAGCUAUACUAGAAAGGAAUCUGUUUCGUAUGAAACAGAAAGAUCCUCUACAAUAGAGGUACCCACAAAGUCCGUGUUGCAUGAAUCAGAAAGAUCUUCUACAACAGAGGUACCCACAAAGUCCGUGUUGUAUAAAUCAGAAAGAUCUUCUACAACAGAGGUACCCACAAAUGGUGACGCUGGCACCUCCACACUUACCGAAAGUGGUUCUGUAGACGUAACCAACACUUCAAAAGCUACAACAUCCUCAAUCAGUGCUUAUGAAGUAGUUAAAUCUUCUACGCCUAAAACUGAUUCUCCACCUAAUCUAACGUCAAAUAAAUCAGGAUUCCCUAGCAAAGUAGAACAGAUUCCUUCUACACCCUCAGGUGGGAAUGCUACCCUCAGUAGUACCAUCAGAACAGUACAUAAAAACUCCUCACAUUUUCCUUUUGGACCAGGUCAUAACGACCAUGAUCAUUACCUGUGUGAGUCCCAUUCUUUCAUCUGCUCUGAGAUUCUGUGUAUCCCCUCCAGUUGGGUUUGUGACGGCGAGAGGAACUGCCCGGAUGGCAGAGACGAAUCACUAUCAAUAUGUAACGAGGACCGUGUUUGCCCUGCGGAUGAAUACAAGUGUUCUAACUUCCGGUGUAUUCCGGGGUCCUGGUUGUGUGACGGGGAAGUAGAUUGCCCACUCAGAGAGGACGAAUCUGCAGCGGCCGGAUGUUUGACGCCGAACACGACCCUGACCAAUACUACACAGCUCCCGGAGGACGGGGGCCGGGAACCAGCUGAGAAGAGUUAUACAGCAACAGCGAGCUUGGGAAGUCUAGAGAGCAUCGCUAUCGCUGCGGCCGCUGGACUAGUCCUAUUAAUUAACAUUAUCGGGAUCAUUCUAGCUCUGACUCGGAGAAAAAGGCGAAAAAUUGACAAAAACCCUCCGAGUAUGAUGAAUACGUCGGUGACGUCAUCAGAAGACACAGAGAGCGCGAAUUUCAAAAUUCCGCGCCCGAAUGUCCUCUAUCCGCCGUACUAUGUUAAGGAUGACUGGAACACGUGGAACAGUAGCCAUUUUACUCAGUACGCGGAACAAAUGUACGCCCUGGAUGAACACAGUGACUUCUACCCAGGAUCCCUCAAAACUCUCUAAUGAGCGGGUUAGUUAGGGAGCAGUCAUUAUUAAAUUGAUAAAUGGAGCAAAUGAAAUCUGUUAUGAAAUCACUUUCCAUGGAGAAUGUUGGGUUUGUAAACACACCAGUGUAUAUUUGCUUGUUACAAUAUUUUAUUUUUUUUCGGAACAUUUCUUCUGAGAUGAGCAGGAAACUUUUAUUUGCUUUCUAAAUUGCAAAUAUUGGAAGAAAAAUAUGUUCCUACAUAUUUGUUUGGAUUAAAAGUACAUAAAAAUGUCUUAAAUAUAUCCAAGAAAUAUUAUCUUGUUCGAUAUUUGAGAAUAGGUUUAAGCAAGGGCAAAACACCUAAAAUAAAGGAUUUCUCUCAUCAUCGGACACCUAUGGGAGAUCUUUUUUUUUUACUAUCAAGCAUGUGCAAGCUCGCCAAAAUAUCGCCAUAUGUAAAUU